Messenger RNA from Quercus robur (English oak), 1553 nucleotides. RefSeq lists its product as uncharacterized. The record is from RefSeq and is a predicted model, not a curated record. Gene Ontology annotation, molecular function: zinc ion binding; nucleic acid binding. The transcript is spliced from 7 exons. Lineage: Eukaryota; Viridiplantae; Streptophyta; Magnoliopsida; Fagales; Fagaceae. Bases 157 to 1404 code for a protein of 415 amino acids.
GACUUUCCUCAGAUAUUGCUUUUUACUUUUGUUGUAGUUUCCAGCUCAAUCUAUUUGCUCUUCCUUUCUUUCACAUUUAUGUCUUUCCCCAUCUUUACUUAUAUAUAUCUUGGAGGUUCAAGCUGAGAAAAUCAAACAGAUUAGUUCUAUUUCAAGAUGCUACUGGUUAUUCUCAAUUUUGCACUGAAAUGCCUUUAUGUCCUUUCAUGGCCUUUCUUUUCUUUGGCGUAUCCUUUAUGUGCUUCCAUCCAAGCAAUUGAGAACAAUUCAAAUUCAGACACUCAGACGUUGGCUACAUAUUGGAUUGUCUUCUCUUUGAUUUCACUCUUUGAGAAUGCUUUCUUGAAGUUUCUUGAAAGGUUACUGUUCUGGCAACACAUUAAGCUAAUGAUCAUCUGCUGGCUGGUUGUACCUCACUUCGAUGGUGCUAUUUAUGUCUAUAAUCACUUUAUACAUCCAUGCCUCUCCAUGAACCCACCAAUUUUCGUUGAUGAAUUCAAUAAAUGGAAGGAAUUCUUAUUCAAGAGAGAUAACUUUCUAGCUCAGGCAGAGAGAUAUAUAAACAAUAAUGGACCUGAAGCUCUGGAGGAACUUAUUGCUGCCAAGAAAAAAAGUAAAAAGUUUAAUCACGGCAUGGAAGAGUUCAAAUCUAUUUCGGUUAUGGUCAGGAAACAAGUGGAGAGGUCAAAUAGCAGAGAGGCUAACAUUGUGCAUAAAGAUAAUAAAUCUAUGGAAGUAAUAGAGAAAAAGGAAGUACCUAGUGCCAAGGUAGUUCUAACAGGGCCUAAUCUAGAUCAAACUGAGAACAGAACAUCAGCCACUAAGGAGAUUAUAGAAACAGCAGCGGCAGCUGCAACUGCUAGAGAACUUCCCGAUAUACCCAUGCCUAAGGAAGUCCGAAAAAAGUGGACUUGUGAUAUAUGUCAGUUAACUGUUCUUUGUGAGAAAAACUUAAAUUUACACCUUCAAGGAAAGAAACACAAGGCUACUUAUGAGGCACUGAAAACAAAGAACCAGCCAAGUAUUGUCCGAGCUUCAACCACAAAGAAAACUGCUCGGCCAGUUGAGGAGCCACAAAAGACUGUAUAUAGGAAAGUAUGGAAACAAAAAACUAUUACAAAUAAUGAGGGUAAACAGCAUGGCCAGUCAAUGGGUGUCUCAGCUUCAACUGCUAAUAAAUCUGAUCAGCCCACAAAAGAGGAGCAUGAAAAAAGAGUUUCAAUGUCAAACAGUGGACUUGAACCUAUGAAUGAAGCUGUUAGUGAGGAAAAUUAUACUUUUAGGUGCAAUAUCUGUAAUACAAAAUGCAAUGGAGAGAAUGACUUGGCUGCUCACUAUAAUGGAAGGAAACACAAGGCUCGAAUUCAAUUACACAAUAUAUUUGUUGGGAUUGGACAGGUCUGACCAAUAUUUGUGGUGCAUAUCACGGACAGAGGAACCUGUUGUGCUUGUUGCGGCAAAAAUGAAUAUGAAGAUGAAGAUGUUUGGCUGAAAAUUACGGAGUUUGUUUUACUCUUGAAUUUCAGCUGAUUGCAUUCACUGAAGUUGAUAAA